AUGCGUCGUUCCACUGAAGAUCAGUGUGCAUCCUAUAUCUCAGGCGGUGUUUGUGAAGGAGACAGCAAUUUUUUUUUCUGUUGGGCACAAGGGCAGACUACCCUCAAGAUCACGUGGCGUAAGCUUGGAGGUACUCUGUCUGAUGCUACUGUAAAAGAUGGUAUGCUCCGAUUCAACAGCAUACAAAGGUCACAUAUUGGGUCGUACAUAUGUUCAGCUAACACAGGUCUUGGCAGUCUGGAGGCUUUCAGCACUUUACAAGUAAAAGAGCCACCGACAUUUGUCAAGAAACUACCACCUUUCCUUAUCCUAGAUGAACGCUCCGCUUAUUGUGAUAUCACGGCAAGUCUUAAGGGAUGGAUUCUUAUAGCUCGAUUCUCUAACAGUGACAGUAAGAACUGGAUGCGUAACGAUGGCAACUGGUGGUAUGACCAACAAGCUGCUAUUGGAACAACUAACAACCCUUCAGAGAACAACGAUGUGAUCUCACCAGCCUUUUGGUCGCUUAGCGGCAGAGAAAUAAAGAUCACACGCAGUGACGACCCGAGCCACACCCUUCUGUUGCAGACCACGGGCAGCUGUUUGGGUGGACAAACAUUCCGAUCGAAAAUCACAAGUUAUGGCGACUUUAGAAAUGGCAAAGUCGGGGCCAGUGAUCGAUGUCUAGGAAAUUGUACGGUUCAAUAUGGCGGACAGCACAAGUCAACAGACGGGUUUCAACAGGCUGAGUACAGUGGAAACGUCGAAAGUGCUGACAAGAUCGGCUUCUGUUGUGACUGGGGUAGUGGUGAUGGAUCGGUGAUGAUGAUUGGUGGAGGAGGAAAAAGCUGUAAGCGUGCUGAUCAUGGGAUUGGAAUUACAGAAACUAACGCUGCUUCUUUUCUUGACAACGGAUCCAGUGAGACUGAAUAUGACUUUGGUUAUAAUGCUAACACAGGAAACGCUCCAUCCCAGUCCUACUCAUUGAACUUAUGGAUCCGUUGA
This is a messenger RNA of Stylophora pistillata, 984 nucleotides long. RefSeq lists its product as uncharacterized. The record is from RefSeq and is a predicted model, not a curated record. Lineage: Eukaryota; Metazoa; Cnidaria; Anthozoa; Scleractinia; Pocilloporidae.